UGCGCGCAGGCGCGCUGGUGACCGCCUGCCCGCCCGGUGGUGUGUGUGCGCGAGAGAGAAGAUGGCGGCGGCGGGGGCAGCAGCGUGAGGAGCCGAGCGGACGCCGAGCUCCCCAUUGAAGCGGGGGCGCCAUGGCCUUAAACAGCGCCCAGUAUAUCUUUGGGGAGUUCAGCCCUGAUGAGUUUAAUCAAUUUUUUGUGACUCCUCGAUGCUCUGUUGAGCUUCCUCCAUACAAUGAAACAGUUUCUUGUGGUAUUAAGUCCACAGGUGAACGUCAUGAUGGUGCAUCCAUUUCAAUCCAUGCAACAAUAGAUCCUCGAAACACCACGGAAUGGAUUGAAACAAAGGUGGCUGGAAGCAAAGUGGAAGGGGAGGAUUAUCGGAGAAUUGAAUUUGGUGUUAAUGAAGUUAUUGAGACAGAGUCAUCUGUGCUGAAUAACACUGACUACAGUAUUUCGAGCACUCUGAAUCCUCAGGCUCCAGAAUUUAUUCUCGGUUGUCCAUCAACUCAGAAAACCCAUGAUGACAUUCUUAAUGAAACUAACUACAACUCCAUAGACUGCCAGUUCACUGAUCCUGCCCUCGCUUUGGAUAGCGGUUCUAAUCCUGAAAAUGAUAGCUUAUCUGGGGGCCUUGGACAACGGGAGCGUAAAAAGAAGAAAAAAAGACCACCUGGAUACUACAGUUAUUUGGAAGAUGUCAGUGAUGGCAUUGUUCCUGCAGAGGCUCUUGUAAAUGGCCAUGCAAAUUCAUCAGGACUGAAUAGUAUAAGCACAGAAGAUACGGAACUUACAGGAGACAGACCAUCAUCAGCCUCACCAAGGACUUGUAACAGCCCUGAAAAUUCUGUGGACUUCAUUAGUGAAGCUGUGUCUGAUGAUUCUGUUUCUAGUGUAUUAGACAAUACCAGGACUGCAGGGCAGCCUGAGAUAUGCAGUGUUACCAAUUCUGAACAAUUCUGCAUCCCCUCAGAGGCUGGCAGAGAUAGCCCUUUAAGGACAGCUGUUGUAGAACCUUAUGAUGGUACUGAUACUACUGAAAAUCUUGGUGUUACUAAUGGACAAACACUUGAAUCCUCUGGUGAGGGCACAGCUGCCAAUGGGGUAGAAUUGCACACUAUGGAAAGCACUGACUCAGACCAAGCUAAGCCCGAGGAUGUUUCACCUACUACUGAGGCGACAGCCCCGGUUUCAGGAUCAGUCCUUGUUAAUCAGCCUGCAAAAUCGUGGGCUAGUCUUUUUCACAAUUCCAAGCCCUCUGCUUCCACAUCUGUGGCCUAUGUUGAGACUAAGUGUACCCCUCCUGCCACAUCUACUCUGGUCCCUGAAAAACAGGUUGAAGUCAAAGAGGGACCUGUUCCCGUUUCAGAGGAUCCUGUAGCCAUAAAGAUUGCAGUUUUCUACUCUAACCAGAAAUUGACCGAGGGCUUUCUAUCCCAAACCAGCAGGACUACUUGUGGAGAAUUACUGGAGAAUGUAAAAUUAAUACAUAAACCAGUAUCUUUGCAACCACGAGGGCUGAUCAAUAAAGGAAACUGGUGCUAUAUCAACGCUACACUGCAGGCUUUGGUUGCUUGCCCUCCGAUGUAUCACCUAAUGAAGUCAAUUCCAGUGUAUUCAAAAUCACAGCGGCCAUGCACCUCAACACCAAUGAUAGACAGUUUUGUUCGUCUAAUGAACGAGUUCACUAAUAUGCCAGUACCUCCUAAAGCAAAACAAGCUUUAGGUGAUAAAAUUGCAAGAGACAUCCGGCCUGGAGCUGCCUUUGAACCAACAUACAUCUAUAGGCUGCUGACGGUUAUCAAGUCAAGCCUGUCAGAAAAGGGCAGACAAGAAGAUGCUGAAGAAUACCUGGGAUUUAUCCUAAAUGGGCUACAUGAGGAAAUGCUGACCCUAAAGAAACUUCUUUCCCCACACAAUGAAAAAAUCUGUGUUUCCAAUGGUCCUGAGACGCAAUCUGUAAAUGAAGAGGAGGAUCAGGAUGAACAAGGAGAAGGUAGUGAGGAUGAAUGGGAACAAGUCGGGCCCCGCAAUAAAUCAUCAGUUACUCGACAGGCUGACUUUGUUCAGACUCCUAUUACAGAUAUCUUUGGUGGUCACAUAAGGUCUGUGGUUUACCAGCAGAGUUCUAAGGAGUCUGCCACUCUGCAGCCAUUUUUCACUCUACAACUGGAUAUCCAGUCUGACAAGAUACGCACAGUCCAGGAUGCAUUGGAAAGCUUGGUGGCAAGAGAGUCUGUCCAGGGUUACACCACAAAAACCAAACAGGAGGUGGAGAUCAGUCGAAGGGUGACCCUAGAAGAGCUCCCUCCUGUUCUUGUGUUACACCUCAAAAGAUUUGUAUAUGAGAAAACUGGUGGAUGCCAGAAGCUUAUCAAGAAUAUUGAGUAUCCCGUUGACCUGGAAAUUAGUAAAGAGUUACUAUCUCCAGGUGUGAAAAGCAAGAUUUUUAAAGGCCAAAGAACCUACCGGCUCUUUGCAGUUGUCUAUCAUCAUGGAAACAGUGCAACUGGUGGCCAUUACACUACAGACGUCUUCCAAAUUGGUCUUAAUGGCUGGUUACGCAUUGAUGACCAGGCAGUCAAGGUGAUAAAUCAGUACCAGGUGGUGAAGCCGUCUGCUGAACGCACAGCCUACCUCCUGUACUAUCGCCGAGUUGACCUGCUGUGAAACUUCCCUCUUUAUGCUGUGUGUGCAAGAUACCUGCUUUGUAGAACGCCAACUAUCACUAACUUUUUUCCUCCUUUAAAUGCUCUUUUGAGUGAAUCCUUUUUUCCCUUGCAACUAUGGGCUAGAGUGAAAAAGGAAACUACCUUGGGGGUUGUGCACAACAUAGUUUGUGUGUUGACUUUUGACUUUCCAGAAUGAAGUCAUUUGGUUGAAAGACUCAGUCUCACGAAUCACAAAAAGAUAAAAUA
This is a messenger RNA of Chrysemys picta bellii (western painted turtle), 2917 nucleotides long. The record is from RefSeq and is a predicted model, not a curated record. NCBI's taxonomy places the organism in Eukaryota, Metazoa, Chordata, Testudines, Emydidae.